GCGAGAGGUGAACGCGCCUGGCCGGACGGGAGGAAAGUAUCUGCUUCGUUGAGGGGGGAAAGAAGGAGCUGGAGACAGAUUGUGGGACCGAGCGCGGGCGGGCGGGAGGUGACGGAGCUACUAGCGGCUCCGCUCUGCUGUAUGAAAUAUGGGAGACGACAGACCGUUUGUGUGCAAUGCCCCGGGCUGUGGACAGAGAUUUACAAAUGAGGACCACCUGGCAGUUCACAAACACAAGCAUGAGAUGACAUUGAAAUUUGGCCCAGCUCGAACUGACUCAGUCAUCAUUGCAGAUCAGACUCCUACUCCGACCAGAUUCCUGAAGAACUGCGAGGAGGUGGGGCUCUUCAAUGAACUGGCUAGCUCCUUUGAACAUGAAUUCAAGAAAGCUGCAGAUGAGGAUGAGAAAAAGGCUUCUGCUGGACCCCUUGACAUGUCUCUGCCUUCCACACCAGACAUCAAAAUCAAAGAAGAAGAGCCAGUGGAGGUAGACUCAUCCCCAGCUGAUAGCCCUGUCUCUAGCCCUUGUUCCCCACCACUGAAGAAGGAGGUUACCCCAAAGCCUGUGGUAAUUUCUACUCCCACACCCACCAUUGUACGUCCUGGCUCCCUGCCUCUCCACUUGGGGUAUGAUCCACUUCAUCCAACCCUUCCCUCCCCAACCUCCGUCAUCACACAGGCUCCACCAUCCAACAGGCAAAUGGGGUCUCCCACUGGCUCCCUCCCCCUUGUCAUGCAUCUUGCUAAUGGACAGACAAUGCCUGUGCUGCCAGGGCCUCCGGUACAGAUGCCUUCUGUUAUAUCGCUGGCCAGACCUGUGUCCAUGGUGCCCAACAUUCCUGGUAUCCCUGGCCCACCAGUAAACAGCAGUGGCUCCAUUUCUCCCUCUGGCCACCCUAUACCAUCAGAAGCCAAGAUGAGGCUAAAAGCUACCCUAACCCACCAGGUCUCCUCAAUUAAUGGUGGUUGUGGAAUGGUGGUGGGUACUGCCAGCACUAUGGUGACAGCCCGACCAGAGCAGAGCCAGAUCCUCAUCCAGCACCCUGACGCCCCUUCCCCUGCACAGCCACAGGUCUCACCAGCCCAGCCCACCCCUAGUACUGGGGGCCGACGGCGGCGUACCGUGGACGAGGAUCCAGAUGAGCGACGGCAGCGCUUUCUGGAGCGCAAUCGCGCUGCAGCCUCCCGCUGCCGCCAAAAACGGAAGCUAUGGGUGUCUUCCCUAGAGAAGAAGGCAGAGGAACUCACGUCUCAGAACAUUCAGCUGAGUAAUGAAGUCACAUUACUACGCAAUGAGGUGGCUCAGUUGAAACAGCUACUGUUAGCUCAUAAAGACUGCCCAGUCACUGCACUACAGAAAAAGACUCAAGGCUAUUUAGAAAGCCCCAAGGAAAGCUCAGAGCCAACGGGUUCUCCAGCCCCUGUGAUUCAGCACAGCUCAGCAACAGUCCCAAGCAAUGGCCUCAGUGUUCGCUCUGCAGCUGAAGCUGUAGCCACUUCGGUCCUCACUCAGAUGGCCAGCCAAAGGACAGAAGUGACCAUGCCAAUACAGUCGCAUGUGAUCAUGACCCCACAGUCCCAGUCUGCGGGCAGAUGAUGCCUCCCCUGGUGGAGAGGUCCCCAGCCAGAGCUCGCCCACCUAAGAGCCAAGAGAGAUGUCAUCUUAUCCCCUCCCUUCUGCCUCGGACAUGGCAAUAUGGGGGGAGGGGUGAAAUUGUGUGUUGUGAGUAAUGGACGUGUGUGGGGCUUUUCAGUCACGUGGUCAUGUAUGUUUGACAUCUGUACUGCGGGCCUCCAAGCCCUAGAGUCUCAUACAUCAUCCCCCAAGGGUGGGGCUUCUGAUGUACCCACAGCCAAAGGCCUUUUCAGAUGGUCCGAACAAUCACCCUACCCCACGCACACGUAUCUCUUUUUAACACUAACCCUUGCACUUCUAGGUUUGGGGUUUCUCAUUUCCCUCUCCUCCUACUAAACCAUGGCUGUUACCUUCUUGUUUCUUACCAGCAUGCCACUUCCUGCCAGAUAGAGGGAGGCUAGAUUGAUGGCGCAUCGCCUACUGACCCACCCCAGCCACCCACGGACUCAGGACUUUGUCUUCCAGUAGCUGCUUGUUUGUCCCCUUUUCUCCUUCCUAAAUUCUAGUUCAGACAUUCACUUAUGAUGAAUGUAAGUUUACCUUUGAUGUACGAAGUAGUGGUAUUUUCCAGCUUCUUUAUAAGCUUAAUUCCUUUCCCCUACCUGCCACCCAAAAAACAAGCAAAAAGAAAUAACAAAACCCCCAGAGUUCUAAUUCUUCUUCAUCUAUUUCCAGAGCUAUUUGAGUACCUCAUUUUGUCUCUUUACCCAGUUUAGUGGUGGGGUCUUUCCUCAUCUUGUGGCCUUAUUAUUAGAGAUUUCUUGGUGGGGAAAAAGGAAAGAACCUAGAUCUGAUUGAUUUCCUUGCCUCCUCUCCAUUCUCCUCAGUUCUAAUCAUCAGGCUAGACAGGACCAGUGUACUUUAAAGUUUGUUCCAUUAUAUCAUAAAGUGGCCAAAGCAUACAUAUUGUCAUCUCUGGUCAUCUUUUCUCUCUGCUCUUGCCUCUUCCUCUUCAUUGCCCUGCCCACAUUACUGCCUCUGUCUCUCUCCUGUAACUAGUUCAGAUGCAGCCCUCCUGGAAGCUGUAACAUAGGGGACUAUUAAGUUCCCUUGCUCUACCCCAUCUCUCUGCCUCACACAUCUGUCUUCUUUUCUGAGCUGGGAUCUUGAAUUCACAAGACCCCAUCACCAUCUGGACUACGUUCUUUCUCUUUCCCCAGGUUUCUAGUCUAGCCACUGGCUGUAGAGCUUCCUCAACUUAUUUCUACCCUCUGCCCAGUAAGUGCAAUGUUUCUCCGUAGAAUAAGCUCCAGGAUUCCAGAGCAUCAGAGCCAAGGUCCUGAGUGGAUGAAAGGAGGAAGGGGAGAGGUCAGGGGUAGUACUGAUCUUGGCAGAGGAGUCCAGAGUCUGGCCUGCCUAGGAAAUUGGUGACUAUUGCUCUCAACUAUUCUUACUUUGAAGCAUUGGAUUGUAGAGGGAGAAAUUCAUCCCUCUUGUCCCUCUUCCUUCCCCAUUAGGAUGUCUCAUCUUCCCUUGGCUCUGAACUAUGCAGUAACUACCAUGGCCAUAGGAAGCAAUCCAAAGCCAGAGGCCUGUGGAUAGAUAGGUCAGCUUUAAUAGUACUUCAGUGUGAAACUCUUCCAAUUGUCCCAGAGCCACCUUCUACCAUCUGCCCAAGCCUAGAAUGUCCUUUUCUCUCUCUCUCCUACAUCUGUCUAUACAUACAAAGUAACUGCCAAGUCUUUGCUUAUUUUGUCUUCCAAAAUGCUCUAAGCUGUAAGAUUCCCAUUCCUUAGAGUGAUAGACUGAACCAGGGGACAUGUUUUACAUUUUUUAAAUUUCCCCUCAUGCUUUUCAGAGCCAGUGCUGAGCAAGCCAUACCUAGUGAAGUCAAAGGUGAGAGAGAAAACAAGGUACCCAACAGGAACAGCUCUGAGGUGACUCAGACUAACAAAUGUUAUGCAGGUUCUCACCUCCAGGGUCUUCACUUUGAAAAUUCACAGCCAUAACUUGUGCUCAGGACCUUGCCUUUAGAUGCUGCUCCCUGGAAUUUUCACUCACUUUAGAUUUUUAUUUCAUAUUUUGUUAUCUUGAUUUCCCACUAGCAACCUUGCCCUAAGGCUUGACUGAGUUUAUCGCUCCUAAGGAGCUUUCAUAAGACCCUUGACUCUUUUUCUUCCCCCUUCCAUCAAGUGUUUUUAAAGUUUAAGAAUCAAUUUGUCACUGCCUCCAUACCCUGCCAAUCUAUCCAUGCCAUGUGUUAGGUGACUAAUUUUUUUUUUAGUCACACCUGUGGCUUGAGUGACUAAUUUACAUAGAGAGUCUUUUUAGUUUCUUAGCCUCCAUGUCAAAUUCUCUGAGUCCUUAAUUCAUUAGUGGGAAGUUGGUAUAGGGGACCUAAAUGAGGACCACUGCCAGAACUAUAGUAGCGAAUCAGCACUGAAAUGAGGACGAGGCAGGACAGAACUCCCCCCCCCCCCCCCGCCAGGCAGCUCUUGAUUUGGUCCUCAGUCUGACUAAGAAGGCAGAGCAUUUGCUUACUCUGAAGCUUGUCUUAUAGUCAGGGGAAGUGUCUCUAACCUUGUGAUUGCUGCCAGCCAUGUGGUCACUCUCUCCCGAUCUCUGUCUUUCAGGCUCUUCUAGACCACACAACACAAAGGGUAUCACUGAGCCCUUUCUAAUUUAGAGACUGUGGCCUCUUUAGAGGACACUUUUAGAAAGGAGCUGAGGGGAUGAGGGUCUUGGAUUACCUUGAGUGAGUGCAGGUCUCAGGUUUCCCACCCACUGCACAGACACAGCUAGCUACUGGGUGCCCAGAGCCAUAGAGAAAGGAGUCAGAACCACGUCUUCUGUCUGAACACUUUCUGCCUCAUUCCCUUAAAAGAAACCUGGCUUAAAGUUGAAAAGUCUGAGAAAGCCUCCCAUACUACUAGAGAGGGUAGCAAAAGCCAUACCUCCUUUACUUGCUCUUCCCCUGUGGGUUGUACUCCCCAGAUCUAGCUUCAAAGCUUCAACCUCCAGUCCUCACGUUGGCCCUGAGCACUAGACUAUGUAAUGCAGGUAGUGGUUAAGCAGGAGCUGGGCCAAUUGACCCUUACCUUGCUGCCUUCCCUAGCCAUACUGUUCUUCUCAGCUCCUUUCCUCACACUUGAUUGUAGCCAAAACGCUGAGAAGAAAUUCACCUACUUGCUUGCUGUUUUUUUUUUUCUAAACAGUCCUAAACUAGAAGUAGACAGCUCCUUUCUUGAUUCACUGCCCUCCAGCAGCACCCAUCCUAGUAGAUGGGGUGCUUAACCAUAACCAGGCCCUGUAUACAUCCUGAACCACCAAGCAUACACCCACAAAUUCCUCCUCUAGUUUCCCAGGCUCCCCUCUGCCACACUGAGAGGCUCCUCGAAGGUGCUAGCCCCUAGGUCAGCUCUCCUUACCCACAUCCCCCUUCGUUUUAAUCUUCCCUCCCAUCCCCAAAUCAUUAUUUUCCAUUAAUACUGUACAUUGUAUACAUAGGAAGGAAAUGCAUUAUUUCUUUUUUUAAUUUCAUAACCAGUCUGUUUGGGUUCCAGUCCUCUGAGCUAUGUCACAUAUACUUUUGUUGAUACGCUCUUCCUGCUCUUUUUAGACUUAUGUUUGACAGGUGUAGAGGGGGUGCAACAGAAUUGGACUGGUGAGACUCCUAAGGCAGAUUAGAGGACCCUCUCAGCCCCAGUACAGCUCUGACUGGCUCUGGUUGGCCCUGCCUCCCUCUCGUGGUGUAGAACUGAUUUCUGUCUGCACACAUGCUUGUGCACACAGGUGUAAAUUUCCACCCACCCACCCCAGGAUGGUAACCCAGCAGGAAUGAGCUUAGGCGGCUGCUAGCAAACAUUCCCACUCCCUGUACCAGUUGAAUUGUCUUCUCUUUGGGAUAAAGUCCUACCCCAGAAUGAGAAAAGACUGGGGAGAAUAGGGCAGGUGAAAGCAGCUUAGGUCCUUGAUAGAUUCAGGUUUGUAUCAUAGCUACUAGAGUUUAUUUUAAUUUUUAAUGGAGGGCUAGUGGCACAGAGAUCUCUCAGUAGCAUUAGCUACUAUGAGUAAGGUCUGUAGCUGUGAGAAGUGGCUAUGAGCACUAGCUUCAUUGACUUUACCUUAGGGCAGUAGUUCUCAGAAUAUGAUCCAGGACCAGCAAUAUCAACAUCACUGUCAUCUGGGAGCUUGUUAGAAAUUCACAUUCUUGGUCUCCAUCCCAGAGCUGUUGAGUCAGAAGUUCUGGGGACAGGUUUUAGUAAGCACUCCAGGUGAUUCUAAUGCACAGGAAAGUUUGGGAACCAUUGCCUUGGGGGUCAAGCUAGGAAAUUCUUACAGGGUGUUGAGGAUAUUUUAAAUACCUUCCUCUGCCUUAGCACUAACGUUUUUCUAUUUCUUCCAGUCCCUCCCUCCUUUCCCCUUAAAACAACCACCACAUCACUGAUCUCAAAAUCUAGAUUUGUCUUUCUUCUAGUCUUAACCCCUAAAACCUAUCCCUAUGCUGGAAUGGACAGGAGUUAUCCCAUAUUCUCUUACAGACUGAUCACUCCACAUUCUUUGUUACAUUCAGGGCCAGCUGGAGCCUUAGCUGUCCCAUGCCUCCCAUACACACACACCUUUCAGGCAGGGAGGAGAUGAGCCCCAGCCCAUUAGUUGAGGCUGCCGCAUCCUGACACAGUAUCUAUUGAAAAGAAAGCAGUGUGUAUCUAUGAUUAUAUCUCUGUUUAUCUAUAUAUUUUUGACAUGUAGCAACACCUCUCCAUCUUAUCAAGGAACUUGUCUCUGGGUCUGGUCUCUCCAGGCCCUGGUGGUGGCCUUUGACAGGUAGGAGGAUGCAGUGCUACAGGCUAUUUUGUUACAAAACCAUCUUAUCCCUUUUCCCUCCACCCAAUUCAGCAUGAUUCCUGUGAGCAGGCUCUCACAAUCUCCCGGGACGGGGCUGAGGCAGGGGCUUCGCUCUAUUCUCCCUAACCGUCCCUUCUUCCUUCCCCUUUGCUACUUAGCAGUUAUCCCUCCAGCCAUGCCUUUACCUUCCCUCCCUUGCCCGGGCAUAUAUUGUGCCUUAUUUAUGCUGCAAAUAUAACAUUAAACUAUCAAGAGAACCAC
This is a messenger RNA of Otolemur garnettii (small-eared galago), 6685 nucleotides long. RefSeq names its product activating transcription factor 7 (gene ATF7). The transcript is spliced from 12 exons. The coding region runs from base 149 to 1597 and encodes 482 amino acids. Gene Ontology annotation, molecular function: DNA-binding transcription factor activity, RNA polymerase II-specific; cAMP response element binding. Gene Ontology annotation, biological process: regulation of transcription by RNA polymerase II. NCBI's taxonomy places the organism in Eukaryota, Metazoa, Chordata, Mammalia, Primates, Galagidae. The record is from RefSeq and is a predicted model, not a curated record.